This is a messenger RNA of Anastrepha ludens (Mexican fruit fly), 2182 nucleotides long. It is a transcript of the gene Kap-alpha3, whose product is annotated as importin subunit alpha-3. Lineage: Eukaryota; Metazoa; Arthropoda; Insecta; Diptera; Tephritidae. The record is from RefSeq and is a predicted model, not a curated record. Gene Ontology annotation, cellular component: nucleus; cytoplasm; nucleoplasm. Gene Ontology annotation, biological process: NLS-bearing protein import into nucleus. Bases 333 to 1892 code for a protein of 519 amino acids. The transcript has 6 exons. Gene Ontology annotation, molecular function: protein binding; nuclear import signal receptor activity.
GUUCAUGUCUCGUUCCUUUACGUCGAGUUAUGAAAAGAAUUUUGAAACGUACUUGAGGACGGUCGUGACUUUUUGUAUACUUUAAAUCAUUUAGAAAAACGUAAAAAUUUGAAAAAUCGCAUAAAAGUGAUAAGAAAACAACGGAGCAAAUUUUUCGAUUACAAAUCACUGAAAAAAAAAAUUACUUCACAACUAAAUUUGUAUAGAGAGAAACAAGACAAAGUAAGGUAAAGCUGAAGCACUAAGGCAAAUCACAGCGAUAGAUAUCGUUGUACAAUACAAAAGAAGGGAAAGUGAGUAGUAAUUUAAUUGAGAAGAAAAAAUAAUACAAAAUGACUUCGCUGGAACCGAACGUGAAUCGCCUGCAGAACUUCAAAAAUAAGGGCAAGGAUCAAGAUGAGAUGCGCCGUCGCAGAAAUGAAGUUACAGUGGAGCUGCGCAAAAACAAACGUGAAGAGACGAUCCUGAAGCGUCGCAAUGUCCCCAAUAUGGAUUCGAAUACAGAUGAGGAUGACCAGCUGCCGAAUACAAUCAACCUGAAAAAACUGGCCGAGGCGGCUGCUGAUUCAUCGAAACCGGAACAACAAUUGGCUGCAGUGCAGGCUGCACGUAAGCUGCUCUCCUCGGAUAAGAAUCCACCAAUCAACGACCUCAUAAAGAGUGACAUUCUGCCAAUUUUGGUAGAUUGUCUAAAACAACAUGAUCACACAAUGCUACAGUUUGAAGCCGCCUGGGCAUUGACCAACAUUGCAUCGGGAACUUCAGAUCAAACCAAUCAGGUCGUCGCUGCCGGCGCAGUGCCGCUCUUCCUGCAGUUGCUCUCUUCGCCCGCACCCAAUGUUUGCGAGCAGGCAGUUUGGGCUUUGGGUAACAUCAUCGGCGACGGACCGGAGUUGCGUGAUUACGUCAUCAAACAUGGCGUUGUGCAGCCGCUGCUAUCGUUCAUUAAGCCCGACAUACCAAUUUCAUUUUUGCGCAAUGUCACAUGGGUAAUUGUGAAUUUAUGCCGUAAUAAGGAUCCACCACCACCAGCCGCCACCAUACACGACAUCCUGCCCGCACUCAAUGUGCUCAUCCAUCAUACGGAUACCAAUAUAUUGGUUGAUACUGUUUGGGCCAUCAGUUACCUAACCGAUGGUGGUAAUGAUCAAAUUCAAAUGGUGAUUGAAAGUGGUGUCGUACCCAAGCUGAUACCAUUGCUAGGACAUGCUGAAGUUAAGGUGCAAACGGCAGCUUUGCGUGCUGUCGGUAACAUUGUAACUGGCUCGGAUGAGCAAACACAGGUGGUGCUCAACUACGACGCGUUGUCGUAUUUCCCAGCAUUGUUGUCGCACCAAAAGGAGAAAAUCCGCAAGGAGGCUGUCUGGUUCCUCUCCAACAUUACGGCCGGUAAUCAGUCGCAAGUGCAGGCGGUCAUCAAUGUCGGUUUGCUGCCGAAAAUCAUUGAGAAUUUAAGUAAAGGUGAAUUCCAGACACAGAAGGAGGCCGCCUGGGCAAUCAGUAAUCUGACUAUUAGCGGUAAUCGCGAUCAGGUGUUCACAUUAAUCAAGGAGGGUGUCAUACCGCCUUUCUGUGAUUUGCUCUCCUGCCAGGAUACACAAGUUAUCAAUGUUGUGCUUGACGGACUCAACAAUAUGCUCAAAAUGGCUGAUAAUCACGUACAGGAGGUUGCUAAUUUAAUUGAGGAAUGUGAUGGCUUGGAGAAAAUUGAGAAGCUACAAAAUCACGAAAAUGUUGAGAUUUACAAGCUGGCAUACGAAAUCAUUGAGCAAUAUUUCUCCGAUGAGCCGGAACAAGCCAGCCUCGCCCCCACCAACGAUGGCACCCAAUUCCAAUUUGAUCCGAACGCUGAUAGCAAAUUACCAAUGAAUUCUUUUAACUUUUUGAAUUAGCACGGCUGCUGUAGAAAUAACAUACGUUUAACCGUAAAGCUACUACCACCAACACGACCGCGACUAGCACCUAAACAACCACCAAUUACAAAAACAACUACAACACAACAUACUGUUGAGCCAUCAAGCGCCAGCCAAUUGACGUAUCAAAUAUUGAAAACGACAACACCGGCAGCAACGGUCAAGUGUUGAACUGACUGACUGACAGCAAAGAUAAAUUUGCAUAACAAAAAAAAAAAAAAAAUAUGGAGAAAAUAAAAAAAAAAUAUACACCGACAACAAAACAGGAA